Messenger RNA from Camponotus floridanus (Florida carpenter ant), 6880 nucleotides. RefSeq names its product homeodomain-interacting protein kinase 2 (gene Hipk). The record is from RefSeq and is a predicted model, not a curated record. Lineage: Eukaryota; Metazoa; Arthropoda; Insecta; Hymenoptera; Formicidae. The coding region runs from base 1018 to 5085 and encodes 1355 amino acids. Gene Ontology annotation, biological process: peptidyl-threonine phosphorylation; peptidyl-serine phosphorylation. Gene Ontology annotation, molecular function: ATP binding; protein serine/threonine kinase activity; protein tyrosine kinase activity. Gene Ontology annotation, cellular component: cytoplasm; nucleus. The transcript has 18 exons.
GUCGCGCAUGGCAGUGCGUGGUGGAGCGCGGUUCGCAACGGAUCGACGGUGGCAGUAACCGCAUCGCGGCAGUAGCACACCGACAACAAGAGGGAGGAGAAGCGCCGGAGGGACAGAGACGGAGAUAGAAGCGAACGCGAUCGUAAAGUCUGCCGAGAGAUAGCUCGCGCCUCGAAAAUAGAACGACGUAUCGCGCGAAACGAGCAUCGACGACGCGCGUGUUAACGGCAUCGCUCACGCGCGAGACAUGUACCCGACGGAAAUAGUCCGGGAUCGCGCGGAAUCGUGGCGAGGAGUGUGAAGCGAGUGGUGCAGUGCGCGGGUACACCGGUGGCGAUAGUAGCCUGCGACGGCGACGACGACGAGGAGGAGGACGAGGCCGAGGACGACGAGGACGAGGACGAGGACGUGACAGCAGUAGGGGGGUCGGUGGUAGUAAGAAACGGUGACAGGAGCGGAGGCGCCCCGAUGAUCGUACUUUGGUGUUGAUUCGCGCAGUGGUAGAGAGAAGAGAAGAGACGAGACGAGGAGAGAAGUGGAGAGGAGAGGAGAGGAGUGCACCGAGUGGCGCUGGCCCAGUGGUGGCGUGCGCGCGUGUUAGUGCGACGCGCACUUGGUCGGCGGGGCCACGUUUCGUCGCCGUCGUCGCCGUCUCGCUCCGUCCUAUACCGCCGCCGCGCGUCAUCGUCGGGCGGCGCGGUCGUCGUCUCGCUCUCUCUCGGCGGCAACGGCGGCUCCCCGCCCCCUCCGCCGUCACCGGCAACGCGGCUCACCCGCCGUCAUCGUCGUCGCCGUCGCUCCUCUCGGUCGCUCUCGCCGGAGGCCACCGCACCGAGGGCGUCCGCGCCUUCCGACGAGUCAGGCCAGCCGCUACGCAAGAUGGCUGUAUGUCGCUGACGAGGGGCCGACAAACCGGACAGGAGUACGGACAGCCCGUGGAUAUAGGCGGAACAUGCGGCUACGCGAACGUCGGGCCCGUCCCUGAAGAGAGAGACCCUGGCCAAGAAGCGAGAGGGAAUGUAUGACAUGUUCAUCCAAACACAGCAGACGAGUAGCGUCAACGGCAGCAGCAGCAGCAGCAGCAGCAGCAGCAGUAACAACACCGUUCACCAUCACAGCAAAAAGCGCAAGUUGGACUACAACGUGAGCCAGCCGGUAAUCCAGCACGCAUUGGUCCAAUCGACCAGCGACUACCAAUUGGACAAUACCGGUCUGCAACAACGAUACUCCGUGAACGGUGCUAAUACCGCAUUUAGCUCGCUGCACAACAAUAAUGCGCUGCAGAAGAGUAGUCCGAACCAGCAGACCCUGGUACGAGCCUCGACGAUCAAGCUCUUAGAUACGUACCAACGCUGUGGCCAGAAGAGAAAAACUUGGUCGAGGGAGGGUAAUGGUGACGGCCUGGCAGUCCACUCCGCCAAUGCGACGAAUGCGGUGGGUAGUACUGUAGUGUCGCAGCACCAUACCCAACAGCAACAACAGCAGCUGCAACAACAACAGCAGCAGCAGCAGCAACAGCACAACAAGCAGACGAGUAUGACGGCGCAUAGCAAGCAAGUGGCUAAUGCGGCCAACGGGAACGGCGGUGGCAGCAAUCCCCAGGGCGACGGGGAUUAUCACUUGGUGCAGCAUGAAGUCCUCUACUCCAUGACCAACCAGUACGAAGUCCUCGAGUUUCUUGGCAGAGGUACUUUCGGACAGGUUGUAAAAUGUUGGAAAAAAGGAACGAACGAAAUAGUAGCCAUCAAAAUUCUAAAGAACCAUCCAUCGUACGCGCGCCAGGGUCAGAUUGAGGUCUCCAUCCUGUCUCGACUUAGUCAGGAAAAUGCGGAUGAGUUCAAUUUCGUGCGCGCCUAUGAAUGCUUCCAGCACAAGUCACAUACCUGCUUGGUAUUUGAAAUGUUGGAGCAGAACCUCUACGAUUUCUUGAAGCAGAAUAAAUUCUCACCUCUACCCCUCAAAUAUAUCAGGCCCAUUCUCCAACAAGUAUUGACCGCGCUGUUAAAAUUAAAGCAAUUAGGAUUGAUACAUGCUGAUUUGAAACCGGAGAACAUUAUGCUAGUGGAUCCAGUUCGUCAACCAUAUCGAGUGAAAGUCAUUGAUUUCGGAUCAGCCUCGCAUGUGUCUAAAGCCGUCUGUAACACCUAUUUGCAGUCGCGAUACUACCGUGCGCCCGAGAUCAUACUGGGACUUCCAUAUUGUGAAGCGAUAGAUAUGUGGUCGCUCGGCUGUGUUGUUGCAGAGUUGUUUCUGGGAUGGCCAUUAUAUCCGGGCAGUUCCGAGUAUGAUCAAAUUCGAUAUAUAAGUCAAACACAGGGCCUACCGACGGAGCAUAUGUUAAACAACGCUAGCAAAACAACAAAAUUCUUUUACCGGGACAUGGACAGCACAUAUCCAUUUUGGCGGUUAAAGACACCGGAAGAGCACGAAGCGGAGACUGGUAUCAAAUCUAAGGAAGCAAGGAAAUAUAUUUUUAAUUGCCUUGACGAUAUUGGUCAGGUUAAUGUACCGACUGAUUUAGAUGGCGGUCAACUCUUGCCAGAGAAAGCAGACAGGAGAGAGUUCAUUGACCUCUUGAAGAGGAUGCUUACAAUGGACCAGGUAGAGCGCCGUAUAACACCCGGCGAGGCACUGAACCACGCAUUUGUCACUCUGGCACAUUUAGUCGAUUACGCGCAUUGUAACAACGUCAAAGCUUCCGUCCAGAUGAUGGAGGUUUGUAGGCGCGCGGGAGACUUUACGGCGAGUCCUGCACAUCAUCAGGCUCCACCGGCGCCUCAACCACCUCCACCAACGUCUUUAGUAGCCAAUUUUGUACCUACCACGAAUGGCAGUGCGGUGACUCUCACCUUCAACAAUCAAUUGACCAAUCAAGUGCAGCGAUUAGUCAGAGAGCACCGCACUGCGCAAACAGGAUACGACAAUCUGUAUCAAAUAUAUAGUAACAGUAGCAGACGGGCAACACAGUAUAGUGGGUCGUCUAGCGGAUCCAAUAGCGGGCGAAAUGGCGUGCACGACUUCCCGCACCAAUUGGUGCCUAGUAUAUUGUGUCCACCGCCUGGAUAUCAAACAAUGCCAAGCCCUGCAAAACACGUAGUUGUUGCUCAGCCACCGCAACCGCAACAGGCCCCUUUGCAAAUUCAACCAUCGAUCAUAUCGCAGCAAGCCGUGGCUGCGGCAGCUGCAGCUGCUCAACAACAAUAUGCUGCGGUUCCUGUGUCUAUGGUCGAAACUGGUCGGCAAAUGUUGCUUACUAAUGCUGUGCAGACAUCUUGGCCUGGUGGAAGUCGUCAAAUGGCUGCGAUCGUACCAUCGUGGCAACAAUUGCCGCCGCAGCAUGCAGCCAUACAACAACCACUGCUCAGUGAUGCCGGUGAUUGGGGAAGACCUCUUAUUGUUGAUAGCUCUGCUAUUCUACAGCGGCCGGUAUUUCCUGUCACGGAGGUUUACAAUGCUAGCGCACUCGUCGAGCAUCCUUCACAGAGCUGGGGCAAGCGUACCGUCACUAAACAUCAUCAUCAUGUUACGGUACCGCAGCAGACUCAGCAUAGACAUGAACAUAAAAAAGAGACACAACAAUUGAGUCCGGUAAAGAAGAGGGUUAAAGAGAGUACACCACCCAGUAGCAUGCGACGACACUCGCCGACGUCAAGUAGCCAUUGGCAGGAACAGUCAGUGCAAUCCCAUCAUCAUAGUAGCAAGCACAGCAGUAGUCACAAUGUGGAGCACCAACCAAUCACAUCCGUGCGACAGCAGACUAUUACGAUCGAUGACACGCCUUCACCAGCCGUUUCCGUUAUCACAAUUAGUGACAGUGAAGAUGAGGCGCCCGGAAAAUGCUGCGGAGACCGUCAGUGCAGCGCCUGUCAAAGUUUGGCAACUCGCCUGUCGGGCGACGGACGUCCUGUCCGUGAGGAAGUCAUACGAAGCACGCAGUCGACGCCGCGUGUUGUACAAAUGCAGUCAACACACACGAAUAGUCAGCAACACACGAACGGGCACGUUACGCAUAGCAGCAGCAGCUCAUCAUCGCAUCGAGCGCAACGCAAGAAUGUCAUCAGCUGUGUCACCGUUGGCGAUAGCGACGGCGAAGCUAGUCCAAACCGUACGCAUGGUCAUAUAUAUCAACAUCUAUCGCAACACCCGCAGCAUCAACAGACCACGCAGUUGAUCAAGCACGAGCCGCAACAACAACAUCACGUUAGCAGCAGUAGCUCAGCAUACUCUUCUCAAUCACAAAAAAAGCGGCUGUUGGCAAAAGUGCAGUCCGAAUGCAAUAUGGUGAACGUUGCGACGAAACCGGAACCUGGCGUCGAGUAUCUUGCUCCACAUCCGUGUCACGCGCCAGCUUGCAAAGAGCCACCGACCUAUCAGGAUGACGUCUAUGACAUGCAUGACCACUUCUUGCAGUAUGUGACUACGAGUAGUGCGCAUCCUCAUCUCCAAGAGCAACAUAUCGUGUAUACAACUGGCACGGACAAACGAGUAUCCUGGCCCGGAAAACGUGCUGAGUAUAAACAUGAAUACGUUCAACCACCGGCUGCACACUCUCGAGAUCAUCAAAAGUGGGUGGUGGCUAAUCCUGUACAUCAAUAUAGACAGAGCCAGGUAGUAGGUACGGCAGCCCAUCCGAGUCAUACCCACAGUCAUCACGGACAUCCGGCUCAUUUAAGUCCAGGGGGCAGUGGCGGUGGUAGAAGUCCUGCCGGCGGACCUGUGAUAGGAAGUGCCCAGCAUUUGGGACAACCUCUCUAUCAGGAAUACGCUCAUGUGCGUUCGAGAGCUCAUGCGGUGCCACCUCCCGUGUACGUUACCGCUGCACCCUCGCAGGCUGCUACUGCUAUUCAGCAGCAACAAGUGCCCACCUAUCAAGGAUUCACACCCGGCUCGUCUCCAUUAACGUUGUAUGAUUCUAGUCGAGCGUUGCCACCGCCAGCUCAUCACAGCUCGGCCAGACCAUUACUGGCAAGUCACGCAGCACAUCCGUUGCCUGCGCAUAUGCAGCCUACAGCUGUUUAUGGAUUGGCCCCGCUAUCGCCAGCCAAACACCAAUAUCAACCUUCCGGUUUAUGGUUCACCGAAUAAAUUAUUCGGUCGAGUCGUGACUAAAAGUCGUACGAGCGAAUGUAAUAAGUAAUCGCACGAAUUUUCUGGGAACUUACGAGCCGCUUGUGCCAAUCAGCGAAUGCGUAAUUAAUUAAAUAUAACAGAACAAAGGUAUGUCGUGCACACUUUUCACAGUCUUUGUGCACUUGGCCAGUAAAUGGAGCGGGGUGGGAGUAUCCGAACUGUGAAUACGAAUCGAUAUUUGCAUAUACUUAUACAAAAAUUUACGAUCGAGCAAGUUUGCCGAAUGAAAAGCAGCAGAAAGCAGUAGAGAUGUGUUUAAAGAUGAAAUUUUUGACAAUCCGUCCUACGUAUAUAUAUAUAUAUACAUAUUAUAUAUAUAUAAGCAGCGACUCCCUUCCGACCCCCGCUCUCUCAUAAGAAGCGAAAUGCUAGGAGAUCAGUAUAAUUAGAUCUCUUUAUAUAUGUUUGUUAUAUGCCUUUUAUAUGUGUUUGAAAUAAACCCAUCGCGACAAUUUCAAAAAGAAAUUAGAGAGAAAAGAAAAGAAUUAUCCUAUUUUGACACGCGAUUGUACGUAAAUAGAAAUCUCAUUACAAUUUUCUUUUUUUUUUCUUUGAAUUUGAAUCGAAGAAAUAUGUAUAUCUCGGCGUAUGCGGCAUGCUAUAUAGAUUUCGUAAGUUUCCAGAGAUGCCGAAGUUUUAUUACGAAAGGUAAGAUUUAUAAGGACAUUGUAUGUACAGACCAAAAUUUUUUUCUAUCGAGAUGCCCAAAUCUAUUGAAUGUUCACAUGCGCGAAGUUUCUCUCUAUUGUAAAUAUAUAUACAUGUAUACAUAUAUAUACAUAUAUAUAUAUGUAUACAUGUAUAUAUGGAAUUAGCAUGUAACUUAAAUAGAUUGGAAGCAUCAAUAUCGAUGAUAGAAAUAUGCAUGUGGAAUGGCAUUGUCGAAACGCGCGUACAAUUGUAAGACAGAUAUCGUUCAUAUGCGAUUUAUAUUUAUAUGAUUUAAUUUAAAGUACGAAUGAGUAUGCAUUUCUUUAAGCUAUGUUAAAAAAUAUAUAUCGCGCGCGCGAGUAUCUUAUUUUUAAUCCUCCUUAACGGAAUCAUUUUAACGAACUAUAUAUUUUUUUCGAUCGUUACAAUGGCGAUCGCGAUUUUGUUCUUGUUCGUGGGAUUUUCAAUUGUAUUAAGAAUUUCGCUAUGGAAUAUAGUGUGCUGUAGUCUUUUAUGAUAUUUUAUUCAUAACGGAUACUCGAAACUAACGAGGUAAUCACAUUAUCCUUCGUAGUUUGCAGCGUGUUACUCACAAGUAUACGUUAACAUAUACACACACAUAUUAUUUAGUUAUAGUACAUAUUCGGAAUUUCAGGAUACAUAUAGAUUCGCGAGUAUAUAGAGAAUUAUUCCGGUUGUCGUAAGUAUAAUUGUAUGAGGGAGUAUCUCGUCAAGAAAAUAAUAUACAAAAAAAAUUUAGAAUCAAGUCACGAAUCUAUUAAGAUGAUUGCACGAUAUCCGAAUUGACGAAAGCUUUGACGUGCCUUUUUUGGAACAGUCUUAUUAUUUAUUUUAUUCUUAUAUUAUUAUUUUCAAUCGUUUCUUUCCAUAGUCAAUGUGUCAUUUUCAUUGUAUAGCAUUUCAUUAUUAUUCCCAUUAUCAUUGUUACUAAUCGUCAUUGUUCUCAUGCCUAAUAUUUUGUUCUAAAUUGUAUAAAUAGUGUAUUAUAGGCAAUCUUUGCCUUAAAUUUAUGGUCUAAAACGCUAAAUAGUGACCAUAUAAUUUCGAAGGGUUCAUAAAUUGUAUAUAGGUUUAAUGA